UUGGUAAACAUCAUAAAUCAUCACUCUGUGCUCUGUGAGGUAAACAUGUGCGUCCAACAGCUGCCCAGCGAGUCCGUUUGACCGCCAGCACCCCACGAGAAAAAGACGGUUCCAAUGCCGCUCAAAGUGGCAGGUCCGGGUGCUGCGGCCCCGUCCCAGUCGGGCAUGGAUGGGAUCGAUUACGAGUUGGGGGCGGACUAUUGGUCCAAAGUGGAUCCCACCAUCGAUGGCAUGUUAGGCGGGUUUGCCCAGAUCUCGCCGCUUGAUAUCGAAGGCUCCAGUAAAUUCCUCAAAUGGUGUCUCAAGGGCUCUUGGUCGGAAUCAGGUUCACCUAGCACGGGCCGGGCCUUGGAUUGUGGGGCCGGGAUUGGACGGGUCACCAAAUAUUUGCUGCAAAGACACUUCCAAACGGUGGACAUGGUGGAACAAGAUGCCAAGUUCUUGGACCAUUCUCGGGCUUACCUGGGUCCCACGUCCAAAGUGGACCAACGCUUUUGCUCCGGAUUGCAGUCCUUCACGCCUCAAUCCGCCCACUACGACGUGAUCUGGUCCCAAUGGGUCUUGGGACAUCUGGCCGAUUCGGACCUGGUGGCUUUUUUCCAAAGAUGCGCUCGCGGUUUAAAAGCCAAUGGAGUGCUCAUAGUCAAGGAGAACACCACCAGUUCGGAUACGGUCGAACAGGACCCGCAAGACGGCUCGGUGACUCGUCCCGAUGCCUUGCUGAAAUCGCUUUUUGCUCAAGCCGAUCUGGUGCUGAUCAAAGAUCUGCAACAACUGAAGUUCCCUGCGGAAUUAUAUCCCGUGAAGAUGUACGCCUUACGACCUAAAACCGCUUCGGACAGUCCGGAUGAAGCCAAAUUGAAGGCUGUUGGCAUGCUGCCUGAUUAAAUCACACUUAUUAAAAUUUUUACAUCAAGAA
This is a messenger RNA of Tigriopus californicus, 919 nucleotides long. Its product is annotated as N-terminal Xaa-Pro-Lys N-methyltransferase 1-like. Lineage: Eukaryota; Metazoa; Arthropoda; Copepoda; Harpacticoida; Harpacticidae. Gene Ontology annotation, biological process: N-terminal protein amino acid methylation. The record is from RefSeq and is a predicted model, not a curated record. Gene Ontology annotation, molecular function: N-terminal protein N-methyltransferase activity. The transcript has 3 exons. Bases 115 to 888 code for a protein of 257 amino acids. Gene Ontology annotation, cellular component: cytoplasm.